Molecule: messenger RNA, 2437 nt
Organism: Pongo pygmaeus (Bornean orangutan)
Lineage: Eukaryota; Metazoa; Chordata; Mammalia; Primates; Hominidae
Gene: SLC75A1
Product: solute carrier family 75 member 1
Exons: 11
Coding region: 27-2135 (702 amino acids)
Biological process (GO): transmembrane transport
Cellular component (GO): brush border membrane
Molecular function (GO): transmembrane transporter activity
Source: RefSeq, a predicted model, not a curated record
GGGGGCGGGACCGGGACGCACGCGGGAUGGCGGAGUGGGAGGUGCGCGGGGUUGAGGGUGCUCCCGUGUCCGGUGUGCACCCCAUGGCCCCCGCCAGGGAGACCGAGUCCGGGCCAGGGGCCGGAAUCGCGGCGCAUGGGCUGGGGCUGGAGUUGGGGUUGGGGUUGGGAUCGGGGUUGGGAUCGGGAUCCGGGUCCCCCGCGGCUUCAAGUUUCCUCUCGCUGUUACGAGAGCGUAGGAGGCGCGGCCGUGGGGUGGGGUGGGGCCUGUCCGCGAUGUGCUCACCCUGGUCCCUCGGGACCGUUGCCUUUGCGGCUGUUUCUUGUGCAAUACCCGAAGCCUGCGUUUCCUGCUGCCUGGGGUCGGGGCGGGGGCAUCGCGCAGGCCAGAACGGCCCCUGCGUCGGUAGGCCAGAGCCCCUGCCCAUCAGCCCCUUUAGGGGGUUCGCCGGCUGUCCGGUGUGGGGGUAUGGCAGGCCCUGGAGGACUCGGCUUCUCCGCUCACCCGACCCGCCGCACCCCAGCCAGGCCAGGUCAGAGCAGCCCACCAUGGGAUGGGGAGGGGGUGGAGGCUGCACCCCGCGCCCACCCAUCCAUCAGCAGCCGCCGGAGCGCCGCGUGGUCACCGUUGUCUUCCUCGGCCUCCUGCUGGACCUCCUGGCCUUCACGCUGCUGCUGCCCCUGCUGCCUGGGCUGUUGGAGAGCCACGGCCGUGCCCACGACCCCCUCUAUGGCUCCUGGCAGGGCGGGGUGGACUGGUUUGCCACCGCCAUCGGUAUGCCAGUGGAGAAGAGGUACAACAGCGUCCUGUUCGGAGGUCUCAUUGGCUCAGCCUUCUCUGUCCUGCAGUUUCUGUGUGCGCCACUCACUGGGGCCACCUCUGACUGCUUGGGGAGGCGCCCGGUGAUGCUGCUGUGCCUGGAAGGCAUUGAGAACACAAGUGGCCCUCAGAUGCUUCGAAAUAGGGCAGGGUCGAGGGGUGUUGCCUGGGUUGCCAAGCCCUACUCUGGGCCACUCCUGGCCUUAAGUGACCGCCCCUGCCCCUUGGCCCCUGCCCCUGGGCAGAUGGGUGUGGCCACCUCAUAUGCAGUCUGGGCCACCUCUCGGAGCUUUGCGGCCUUCCUGGCCUCCAGGCUGAUUGGGGGCAUCAGCAAAGGGAACGUGAGCCUCUCCACGGCCAUCGUUGCUGACCUGGGCUCGCCUCUGGCCCGCAGUCAAGGCAUGGCGGUCAUUGGGGUGGCCUUCUCGCUGGGCUUCACCCUGGGCCCUAUGCUCGGAGCCUCCCUGCCCCUGGAAAUGGCACCCUGGUUUGCCCUGCUCUUCGCAGCCUCCGACCUGCUGUUCAUCUUCUGCUUCCUGCCGGAGACGCUGCCCCUGGAGAAACGGGCGCCCUCUAUCGCCCUGGGCUUUCGUGAUGCGGCCGAUCUGCUCAGCCCCCUGGCCCUGCUGCGCUUCUCGGCUGUCGCUCGUGGCCAGGAUCCACCCUCUGGAGACAGGCUCAGCAGCCUGCGCCGCCUGGGCCUAGUCUACUUCCUCUACCUCUUCCUGUUCUCGGGCCUGGAGUACACGCUGAGCUUCCUCACACACCAGCGCUUCCAGUUCAGUAGUCUGCAGCAGGGGAAGAUGUUUUUCCUCAUCGGCCUCACCAUGGCCACCAUCCAGGGUGCCUAUGCCCGGCGGAUCCACCCUGGCGGGGAAGUUGCUGCCGUGAAGCGGGCCCUCUUGCUGCUGGUGCCUGCCUUCCUCCUCAUCGGCUGGGGACGUUCUCUGCCCGUGCUGGGCCUGGGGCUGCUGCUCUACUCCUUUGCCGCCGCCGUUGUGGUGCCCUGCCUGUCCUCCGUGGUCGCUGGCUAUGGCUCCCCAGGGCAGAAGGGCACGGUCAUGGGUACACUGCGCAGCCUAGGCGCUCUGGCCAGGGCCGCGGGGCCCCUGGUGGCUGCUUCAGGUGAGGGCGCGGGAUGGUGCUGGGGCAGCCUGGGGGCCACGCACCUGCCCUCGCCUCCCCAGUGCCAGCCCCCUCGGGGCCUGGGUGACGCUGCCAUCUCUCCACAGUGUACUGGCUGGCCGGGGCCCAGGCCUGCUUCACCACGUGGUCCGGGCUCUUUUUGCUCCCCUUCUUCCUCCUGCAGAAGCUGAGUUAUCCGGCACAGACGCUCAAGGCUGAGUAGCUGAGCCACUGUGCCCAGGCUGUGGGCACCAGGCAGAGAGUGGGAGCCUAGGUCAGGCCCCUGCCCACUGCCUGACCCUCCGCUCCUUCCCAGUCCAGGGAGACCCUGUGGGUGGGGGCUAGCCCCUAAGCAGGAAGUUCAGGCAGCUCCUCCAGACUUACUCCUUGGAUGACUCCGAACUGCAGCACUCCAAGGCUGUCAAGGUUCUGUUUGUUUUUUUAAACUAUGCACCAGUUUCUGAUGAUGAAAUAAAGCACCUGUUUAUACCAA